UGAAGUAGCAACGUAACGUAGCCAUGGCAAAUCUUGCUCUUAUUUCUCUCUGCAUUUUCGCAAUUUUCUUCUGUUUUUCACUCCAAGGAAAUGCACUUUCCUCCUGCAAUGGCCCCUGCACAACCUUGGACGAUUGUUCCGGCCAGCUAAUUUGCAUCGGCGGGAAGUGCAACGACGACCCCGACGUCGGAACACAUAUCUGCAGAGGGGGCUCUACUCCAACUCCCGGCAACUGCAAACCGGUCGGGAGUAUGACGUGCAACGGCGAGACCAAGUCUACCUACCGGUGCUCGCCUCCGAUGAAGUCCUCUACCCCCGCCAUACUCACCCUCAACGACUUCAGCGAAGGCGGCGACGGUGGCGCUCCAUCCGAAUGCGACGAGCAUUACCACGACAAUAACGAAAGAGUGGUGGCGUUGUCGACCGGGUGGUACGCGGGAGGGUCUAGGUGCGAGAAGAUGAUUCGUAUCAGGGCGAGUAACGGGAGGAGCACGACGGCGAAGGUGGUGGAUGAGUGUGACUCCAUGCACGGAUGCGACGAUGAGCAUGGAGGACAAGGGCCGUGCGAUAACAACAUCGUUGAUGGGUCGGCGGCAGUUUGGAAUGAUCUGGGCCUAGAUAAAGAUUUGGGCCGAGUGUCUCUUACAUGGGCCAUGGCCUAAUGAUCAUUUAUUUGUGUGAUCAAAUAUGGUAACAUAACAAUGAAGUGUCACCAAGAAGUGUAAUUUUCAAUAAAGAUCAUGCAAAAUAAUUUCCUCAUGGGGGAUGAUUUCUAUAUAUUUCAAAUGACCCUAAAAACUUGUUAUAUUAUGCAUCCUUGGGGUGUGGAGUAAUAAUAUUGAUACUCAAUGUGAAACUA
This is a messenger RNA of Ipomoea nil (Japanese morning glory), 859 nucleotides long. Its product is annotated as kiwellin-like. The record is from RefSeq and is a predicted model, not a curated record. Bases 24 to 662 code for a protein of 212 amino acids. The transcript is spliced from 2 exons. NCBI's taxonomy places the organism in Eukaryota, Viridiplantae, Streptophyta, Magnoliopsida, Solanales, Convolvulaceae.